Molecule: messenger RNA, 1968 nt
Organism: Drosophila erecta
Lineage: Eukaryota; Metazoa; Arthropoda; Insecta; Diptera; Drosophilidae
Gene: MICU1
Product: calcium uptake protein 1 homolog, mitochondrial
Exons: 8
Coding region: 143-1714 (523 amino acids)
Biological process (GO): calcium import into the mitochondrion; mitochondrial calcium ion homeostasis
Cellular component (GO): uniplex complex
Molecular function (GO): calcium ion binding
Source: RefSeq, a predicted model, not a curated record
CAUCAAAAGUAAACACAUCACCGCAAGUUGGUAUUAUCCAUAUAACAGAAUCCGGUAACACUAACGUAUUUGCCAAAAAUGCGCAUAAAUAUCGAAGUUGAUUUAAUAAUAUAGAGAAACCUAGUUAAACACGCUAUCGAAAAUGUCUGUGCUGCGAUUCCUGGUGACGCGCCAGGCCUUGGCUGCCCUAACGAGACCAAGAACCUUCAAUAUCCUCCAAAACCCAGCACAAAUCGCCUGCGCCUCCACUUUGUGCAACCGAAAUAGCAAUCAUAAUGCCCAGGAUCUGACCAAAUCGAGUGCCAAUUUAAGUGUGAUGCAAGUUAGGGGCCACAAACGCUUUGGCCAUCAGGAGGAGAAGACGCCCAAUGUGACAAAGUACUUCCACCUGUUCAUCCUUAGUUUGUUCAUCAUUUCGGUACUGGACUGGGGCAAAGUGAAGCGCCUGUUGUUGCCAAAGGUGGACGCGGAUGCUGGACAACGUCCAUCAUCGGAGGCUGGCGUUAAUGGCGAGGAUAAGACAUCCGAAUCGGACGAUAGCGAGGAUGAGGAUUCGGAAUCCGAUCUGCACCUGCACGAGGGCAAGAAGAUCCGCGAGAAAGUUGGUUUCCGCGAGAGGAAGAUAAUUGAGUAUGAGAACCGUAUCCGGCAGUUCUCCACGCCGGACAAAGUGUUUCGCUACUUUGCCACCAUACAGGUGCCGGUGGCGGAUGACCGUCAUGAAGUCUACAUGACUCCGACCGACUUUUUAACAAGCAUGACGCCCGGCAUGAAGCAACCAGAUGGCUUGGGUCUGGACCAAUAUCGUCGAUAUGAUCCUAAGUCUGUUGGCGAGCAGCUCAAUUUGCACCUGGAGAAGAACAGCAUUUUUUACAAACUGGGCUCAUACGGACUGAUCACAUUCUCAGACUACAUCUUCUUGCUCACAGUUCUCUCAAUUUCACGGCGCCACUUUGAGAUUGCAUUCCGCAUGUUUGAUUUGAAUGGGGAUGGUGACGUGGACUGCGAGGAAUUCGAAAUGGUGGCCACCUUGGUGAGGCAGCAAACCAGCAUGGGAACCCGACACCGAGAUCACGCCAACACAGGAAACACCUUUAAGGGUGUGAACUCGGCUUUAAUCACAUAUUUCUUUGGCCCCAAUAUGGAUGAAAAGCUGACGAUUGAGAAGUUCCUGGAUUUCCAGGAGCAACUGCAAAGGGAGAUCUUGUCACUCGAAUUUGAAAGAAAAGAACCCAACGAUGAGGGGAAUAUAACAGAAGCGGAUUUCGCAGAACUCCUACUGGCCUAUGCUGGAUAUCCGUUAAAAAAGAAGCAAAAGAAGUUAAAGAGGGUUAAGAGGAGAUUUAGGGACCAUGGCAAAGGAAUCUCCAAACAGGACUAUCUAGAUUUCUUCCAUUUCCUAAACAACAUUAACGACGUGGACACUGCCCUGACUUUCUACCACAUCGCCGGUGCCUCGAUUGAUCAACAAACUUUGCAGCACGUGGCCAAAACGGUAGCCAUGGUCAAUCUUUCGGAUCAUGUGGUGGAUGUGGUCUUCACCAUCUUUGAUGAGAAUAAUGACAACCAACUCAGCAACAAGGAGUUUAUUUCGGUGAUGAAGAAUCGCGUGCAGCGUGGAUUGGAGAAACCCAAAGAUACAGGAUUCCUAAAGAUGAUGCGAUCGGUGUUCAAGUGCGCCAAGGAAACCAAGCCUGUGCUGCUGGACAUCUAAAGAUCGCCACUCCGUGGAUUCUCCCGCUUCAAGCGCCCCAAUCUUAGUCAUUUUUUCCUACGCUUACGCUUCUGUUUACUAUUUAUUUUGGUAGUUAACAUUUACACAAAUCGAUUUUAGCUCAAUCUUUGUAAUUGCUCGACACCCAGGCAGGUUUUAUGAAAUUAUGACUUGCUUUUGUAUAUUUCACCGACUCUUGUGCACUUAACUCGUUUAUUUUUUAAUAAAAAAAUAUAUAUCAUAAUAUUUAUAAA